CCUCCUCUUCCUUUUCCCUCCUCCCCCAAUCCCCUUCAUCUCUUUUCACAUCCUACCGUCAAGAUGAGCUCCGAAACUAACGGCACUGCUGAGAGAUUCGCCAUCGGUAUCUCCUUUGGCAACUCCUCCAGCUCCAUUGCCCGCAUCAACGCCGAGGGCAAGGCUGAGGUUAUUGCCAACGAGGAGGGAGACCGUCAAAUCCCUACCGUCCUCUCCUACAUUGAUGGCGAGGAAUACCACGGUACUCAGGCUAAGGCCCAGCUUAUCCGCAACUCCAAGAACACCGUUGCCUACUUCAGAGAUUUCCUUGGCAAGGACUUCAAGUCGAUAGACCCCACUCCCUGCCACAACUCGGCCCACCCCCAACAGAGCGACUCGACCGUUGCUUUCUCCAUCUGCGAUACCUCCAGCGAGACCCCCAACACCGUCACCGUCUCCGAGAUCACAACCCGCCAUCUCCGCCGUCUGAAGCAGUCUGCCGCUGAUUUCCUUGGAAAGGAGGUCAACGCCGCUGUUAUCACUGUCCCCACCGACUUCAAGGAUGCUCAGCGUGAGGCUUUGAUCGCCGCUGCCAACGCUGCUGGCCUUGAGGUCCUGCAGCUCAUCCACGAGCCCGUUGCUGCUGUCCUUGCCUACGAUGCUCGUCCGGAGGCUGUCGUGACCGACAAGCUGGUCGUUGUCGCCGACCUUGGUGGCACUCGCUCCGAUGCCGCCGUCGUUGCUUGCCGUGGUGGCAUGUACACCAUUCUUGCCACUGCUCACGACUACGAGUUGGGCGGUGCUCAGUUGGACAAGAUCAUUAUCGACCACUUCGCUAAGGAGUUCAUGAAGAAGCACAAGACUGACCCCCGCGAGAACGCUCGUGGUCUGGCCAAGCUGAAGCUGGAGGGUGAGGCCACCAGAAAGGCUCUCAGUCUCGGCACCAACGCUACUCUGAGCAUCGAGUCUCUGGCUGACGGCAUUGACUACGGCUCUACCGUCAACCGUACCCGCUACGAGCUGCUCUCCGGCAAGGUGUUCGCUCAGUUCACCGGCCUGAUCGACCAGGUUGUCAAGAAGGCCGGUCUCGAUGUCCUGGACAUUGAUGAGGUUAUCUUUGCUGGUGGUACUUCCCACACCCCCAAGAUCGCCCAGUUGGCCCGCAACAUCUUCCCCGAGAAGACCACCAUCCUCGCUCCCUCCACCUUCAUUGGUGCCAUCAACCCCUCCGAGCUCGCUCCCAGAGGUGCCGCUAUCCAGGCCUCCCUGAUCCAGGAGUUCGACAAGGAGGACAUCGAGCAGUCCAUCCACCCCAUGGUUACCGCUACCCCUCACCUUCAGAAUGCCAUCGGUGUCGAGUUCACCUCUGGCGAGACCGUUGACUUCAAGCCUCUCCUGAACACCGAGACUGCUCUCCCCGCUCGUCGUACUGCGCAGUUCUCUGUCCCCAAGGAGGGUGGCGAUGUCUUCGUCCGUGUCUGCGAAGGUGUUCGUGAGAUCAAGGUUACCAAGCCCGAGCCCAAGCCCAAGGAGGAGAAGACCAAGACCGAAGAUGAUGAGGAUGACUCCGACUUCGACUCCGAUGAGGAGGAAGAGGAGGAGAUCCGUGAGCUCGUCUGGAAGACCGAGAAGCCCAUUGCUGAGCUGGCCGUCAAGGGUGUCAAGGCUGGCAGCAAGGUUGAGCUGAUGAUCCACGUCAACGCUGACCUUGGUCUGCAGAUCACGGCCAAGGAAGUUGGCGGCCAAGGUGCCGUCCGCGGUGCUGUUGAGGCUCCCAAGGCCUAGAUUUUCCUUUAACGUAUAAUUUUCUUGCUCAUAUAUCUUUGAAGAUCUCAAGACUAUAACGAUGCUUUCCUUCUAUGAAUCGAUCUAGAUUUUUAUAACCAUUGUUGAACGACUCCUGUGACCCCUGUGGCAUCUUUGCAACUAACCUUGCAUUCAUUGUGUGCACCGGGCAGGACUCAGGGAAUAUGUUCUGCAUUCUGUCUUGCUAUGACUUAUUGAUGAUGAUGUAUCGAUGAAGGCUUCUAAAAGUAUAUAGAGCUGUUUUGAAGCACAAUAGAAAGCCGAUGUGUUUCCAG
Aspergillus eucalypticola CBS 122712 is the source of this 2060-nucleotide messenger RNA. Its product is annotated as ribosome-associated complex protein SSZ1. Gene Ontology annotation, cellular component: nucleus; cytosol. Gene Ontology annotation, molecular function: ATP binding; ATP-dependent protein folding chaperone. The coding region runs from base 64 to 1764 and encodes 566 amino acids. The transcript has 5 exons. Lineage: Eukaryota; Fungi; Ascomycota; Eurotiomycetes; Eurotiales; Aspergillaceae. Gene Ontology annotation, biological process: protein folding. The record is from RefSeq and is a predicted model, not a curated record.